GUGAGCGUCUAGUCACGUAAGCUUGGUAAAAAUGGGUCAGUAGUUUGAAGAAAAAAAAUGCAGCGGAAAUACAUUUUUCGCAUUUCAGCCUAACACCAUUGUCUCUGACUUGCAAACCUCCUCGAGACUUAGUGGAAAGACGAUCACAACGAUGGCGGAGCUGACUGCACUUGUGCUUCUCGGCGCAUUGGGUGAGUUUAGGUACCUCCGUUUUGUAUUUUCCACUUUUUCCUGCAUAUUUACUCUUCUUCUGUCUUUUUCUUCAGUUCUGAGUCAAUCCUACGUUCCGAUAACACUGAGCCUAGUGGAAGUUGGCGUUAACGUCACUUUGGCAUGCCCGCGCCACGACGAUAGAGGUGACAUAUUUUACUGGUACAAGAUGAAAUUCGGCUCAAUGGUCCAAACCAUUGUGGAGGGGUAUUUCGGGGAAAUGUCCCUUCGAGGACCGUUCAAGGACGGAAGAUUUGUGAGCGCGCGUACGGGUGACAUGUACGUUUUAAACAUCACAAACGUACACAAAGACGAUGAAGCGAUGUACACCUGCCAAGCUGGGACCUCAUACAACAUGGUGUUCACCGGUGGCACGCAUCUGGUGGUGAAAGACCCCAGACGCAAGUCCUUCCAGGUGAGACAAAUUCCGCAAAGCAAGUCGGUCAAAGGAGGCGAGUCUGUGACCAUCCAGUGUUCCGUCCUCGCUGAGAGCAAAGAAAAUGUCCGCCAAUGUCCGAACCAAAGCAGCGUCUACUGGUUGAAGUCAGGAUCGGGAGAGUCUGAUCCACACAUCAUUUACUCCGACAGUGAUGAUGAACAAGACCCAAGAAGCUGCGUCUACCAUCUCUCUCUGACCGUACUCAACUCCUCUGACACCGGAACAUACUACUGUGCCGUAGCCACGUGUGGACAGAUCCUGUUCGGACAAGGAACUCAUGUGGACACACAACAAGACGUGAAAGCAGCUGCCGUUUUGCUGAGUGCUCUGCUGGCCUCCUUCGCUGUUGUGGUCACUGUUUUAGUUGCUUAACUUGUAUUUUAUUUUUACCAACAAUAGUAUUCUUUUUAAAAUGUCAUACC
Messenger RNA from Entelurus aequoreus (snake pipefish), 1071 nucleotides. RefSeq lists its product as uncharacterized. The record is from RefSeq and is a predicted model, not a curated record. Gene Ontology annotation, biological process: response to bacterium. The transcript is spliced from 3 exons. Bases 152 to 1021 code for a protein of 289 amino acids. Lineage: Eukaryota; Metazoa; Chordata; Actinopteri; Syngnathiformes; Syngnathidae.